Messenger RNA from Paramuricea clavata, 6646 nucleotides. Lineage: Eukaryota; Metazoa; Cnidaria; Anthozoa; Malacalcyonacea; Plexauridae. The record is from the annotation of a GenBank genome assembly.
AUGGAAACCAGAAGUCGUUUUAUAAAAGAGGCAGAAAUGCUGCAUUCAAUUAAUCACGCAAAUUUUCCCGAAUUCUAUGGAUUCUCAAAUGAUCCUUAUGGGCUUAUGAUGGAAUAUGCAACAUUUGAUUUUAAACCUUUCGACGUAGAGAAAACGGUAAGCAACUUGGAAGACUUUUAUACCUUCAUUGAUCGUGAGUUCGAUUUUACAUCAUUUUCGGACGUCAUUCCGGUCUGUUUAAGAGAUGUUGUAAACGCGUUAAAAGUUCUACAUGACAUGGAUAUUUCGCACCGUGAUUUGAAACCUAGCAAUGUCCUGGUUUCAAAUCAACAUUAUUGCCAUAUGUCAUCAUUUUCUUCAGAGUACGAGCGCAAUCCUAUCAUAUGCAAAGUCGCUGAUUUUGGUUUGAGCAGAUCUUUAGAAACGCAAACUCGCUCGAUCAUUCAAUCUCGAACCAAUGAUAUUUGCCGAGGCACACCAGUGUAUAUGGCACCUGAAAUUCAUAACAGAAAAUUACAACAGGCUUCUAUAACCGAUUUGAAGAAAACGGAUGUUUGGUCUCUCGGUUUGCUCUCAUUUUCCGUCAUUAAUCCUAAUUUAAGCAGCCCAUAUCGGAAAGUGAUUGAGGAAUUAGGUGUUGACUUCAGCCUAGACACAAUGAAAGAAAUUAUAACCGACGAAAAACUGCCUGUACAUGAUAACAAAUAUGAGUCAAUUCGCGUGGCAGAAUGGGGGCAAGCGGAAGAAUUGUUUUCUAGGUGUUGCAGGUUUGAUCCUGAGUUACGACCGUCAAUUGAAGAACUUAUUCCAAUUGUAAAUAUGAACGACCCAGAAGCAUCCUUGGACAUAACACAACUAAGUGUAAGCCAGAGUUCUGCUCUGGAAAUCGCAGAUGAGAUAAUUUCCCAACAAGCUGUCAUAAACGCAGGACAAGAUCUUGCACAUGAGAAUCGUCCUGAAAAUGAUGGAACAAACGCGUGCACUUUUCUUGCACUUGCUAUAUGUGAUUCAUUGUUCGCCACCUUACGAGGGGAAUAUAGCCAAUCGUAUCAAUCAUGGAGUGAGAUCGCAAGAUUAGCAGACCAUAUCAUCAAAGAUUUUCCAACGAAGAUCAAUCAACUUCGGAACGCAUCAGAAACAUACGAGCUAUCUGAAGCGAAGGUCAUGCUUGAGUCAAAUAACCUGCUUUCAAAGAAAUACCAACUGACCGAAGAAUGUGUAUCUGGCUGUGGCUAUCUUACGGAAAUUGGAAGAAAUGAAUUAUGUUCUGCAUUGAGCUGUCAUCCAUCGGGUACCGACAUGAAGUUUGGGGUGUACACAUCUCCUCCUUACACACUUCUGAUUGGAGUUUAUAAUAAUUCCAUCUUUUUACUGGAUACACAUCCGAUUGGUCAAGAGCUAGGUGGUACGGGAAACGGAAUUGUGGUGUCGACAAAGGAUAAAAGUAUUCUUUCAUGUAAGAAGAUUACCCAAUGGUUACUGAAACGUUUAAAAGUCAGCGGUGUGGAUGAGAGAACGCCACAAAGUUUAGCUUGGCUAAUUGAUAAAUAAAUUGGGCUCACGAAACUAUUAUGUGCUAUUAUUAAAACGCUAAUACUAGUGCAAUUGACAGCAAAAAUCUUUAUUGUGUAACAGUUAUUGAAUUAGUAAGAAGACACCUAUUAAGUGUGUAACACAAAAGUUUUGUAAACAGGUAGGAUUUUUUUGAAUUGUUGUAUAAGUAAAUGACAAAUAAAAUUAUUAAAGGCUCACGGAUCCGGAACUUAGAAAAGUGCGCAAAAUUAUGCUAAAUUGACAAGUACUAUCAAAUUACACCACAUGGCCUCACGAUUUAAUAUAUAAAGAAAACCAUCUGCUGAUCUGCCUUUCUGCCGCAGCAAAAGUUCAGUUUGACGCACGCAUUGUUUUUGCAAUUACACUCUAAAUAAAAUGUAUCGAUUAUUUAUAAUGCGAUUAUUAGGAAUUUUUAAAAUAUAAUUUUUGCGUCUCUAGCAAUUCAAUCUGCGCUAUAAAAGUCAAUUAAUUUAAGACAAACAAGCGAAUAUACGCGAAUAUUAUGGUGAAUAUACGGCCUCCAAUACAGCACAGUUUAUAGACUAAGAUGCGGCGAAUUCGAUCCUCGGCUUGCGUCAUGUGAUAUGUUCUAGAGGUCUGGACACGAAUGAAUUUGGCCGGGGGGUUAUCUUGUGUUAGCUUAAUUAAUAUUGGCGGAGAUUUGACGCUAUCGUUCAACUCCGCCAAUAUUCAACAUGUGGUAAUUUUUUUCAACAUAUUUUGAACGUUAAAGUUGUGAUGGGUGCUAAAUUCGCGGCAUGUUCAAUGUCCGGUUUAACUUCAAUGUCAAAAACACAUGGGUGUUCAAUGUCAUAUUUAACUUCAAUGUCGAAAUUAUGUUGAAUGUUCUGCAUGUUCAAUGUCAGAUUUAUCUUCAAUGUCGAAAGCACGUAGGUGCUGAAUGUCCUAUUUAACUUCAAUGUCGAAAGCAUGAUAUACAUGAAUAUUGGCGGUGAUAUGACGCCGUAGAAUUUGGGGAGCAAAGGGGCAACUGGCCCCCAAAGAAAACUAUAUUUACGAUUUUAAAAUGUCGUUAUUAACUUUUCUUUGGAUAUUUGGGACUUUUUUCGGCAUAUAGGCUUUAUUGUCCCCUGAUAAAAAAAUCCUGCGUACGGCCCUGAACGAAACUCAUUAUAUAACCCAACGUCAUACAUUCCAAAUUUGACGAGUCGACUGGGACCGAGUUUUAAAGUGCCCAAAUUAAAACAUGAACCAAAUCACUGGAAACAGCACCUCGAAAUUAGUACACAAAGUUGGACGACGUUUGAAUAUAUAUAGUAUCUUAAUAGAAUAAUAAGAGCAUUUACAGUAAAAAUUUGUGAAAUUUCUGCUUAAAACACUGUUUUUCGGGCGCGUGUCCACAAAAACAAAACUUCUGUACAUUUCAUCACAGAGGAAGUAUAAUAACAGUAUACUUGCUCUGUAAUUUUGUUCAUCGAUAAACAUCGCGAUUUUCGAAAUCUUGUUAUUCCAAAAGGUUUUCGUGUAAACGUCUUAAAACUUUGUAUACUUACUUAUUUUGAGGUGGUGUUUUUAGUGAUUUGGUUCCUUCCAGGUCCCGAGCGCAAACGAGACAUUAUGCAUAUCGUGUAUUCUAUAAUUGUAGAAUACAAAAUAAAACACUUUCCUAGACCUGCUACUUCAAGUACUGUAAUUGUGUGCACGCUAUGCAUAAUGCGACUCGUUCCAGGUCCUCAGCGCAAACCAGUUAAAAACUUUUUUUAAAGGUCUUAGUAUAAACGACAUUGGAAGAAGUUUUGGCAAUGAAGACAAUGAAGUCACUGAUGAACGGACUGAAAGUUCGUGCGGCAUUGUUGGUGAUGGAAAUAUUGGUACUGAGGAAGAAGAAGCAACAUUUCCGGAAAAUAGGUAUGUAUGUUAUAGUACGGCAGAAUCACGCCAUAACUCGGGACAACGUUUCAGUGAGGCGGAAUGAAAUAAAAAUACGCCUAGCUCCCAGCUGCGCCUCUCGAAUGUAGAAAAACCAUUUGGGAUGGUAAAAAAUCGCAUAAAAGAAACACUUUCUCAUUUAUUUUCUAGGCGGACACCAUUGGAUGUUAGUCAAUGUGAGGAAGAUGAUGUGCAGAUAACUAAUGUAUACGUAAGUUACCAGAAGCAAAUUUGGAAGAGUUAUCAGUAAAUUAUACCAGUUCACCUCGACAAAUAUGCGGCAUGGUGAAGUGUUCGUAUAUUUAUUCAAUUUCAGUUCUCAAGAAAUCUCAAGGUCAAACAUAAAAUAAUGUAUAUUUUAAUUUUUAUAUAGUCAAUAUCGUCAGGUAUCACGACUUCAAGAAGUCAGAGCAUCCGACAAAGCACAACCGUGGGUAAUGAAUCCAGUCAACAGGCAAAUCAAAGUGAUGACGACUUGGAAGUAACUAUGGUCCGAACAGUAGAUUCUUCAAACAGGUAAUGUUGUGUGGUAUAUAAUGUGCUGUAAUCGAUGAAUAUAUCUAUUACCCUUUUUAAAAACCUACCAUUAUUAUCAGGGAAUGUUGGUAUUAACUUUUAAUUAAUUGGAGACUGUAAAGCCCCGCACAGACAAGAAAAUUUUCCUUGCUGCGAAUUCUUUCAUCAUUUCAUAACUGAUGGAAUUCCUUAGGAUACGCCUCCGCCGUUUUGAUUUCUGUCUUUACUUACAAUUUCGUAGUCCCCAGUGACUAUACUUCGCUUGUACCGGGUGGCCCAAAAAAAAGUACUCCUGUUUGAUUCGUAAUAACAUCUAAACAAGUAUAGCUUUUAAAGAGAAAUAACUUGCAUCAACUAGAGGAAGGACUAACUUAGACUUUGAUAUAUUACAGUUGUAUUUCACUUAAAAAUUCACAGAGAUAUUAAUCUUUAAAUUCGGGAGGAUAUUUCUGGAUGUGUCUGAAAUAUGCAAAAAUCGGCGUAUCAAAUAUUAAUCAAGAUUUGCCCGACUGAAACAUGCACUAUUACCAGUAAAUAAAUGACACUUGACAAAUUGUUUAUUAUGAAACAAAGUAUUAUUAUAUCUACAAAAUACAAGCAAGAUUCAUUCGUCCGAAAUUCGCGUGUGUUCCUAGCACGAAUACGUUUCCUUAUUUCAUGAGACCACUGCAUCGCGAAGGAUCGUCAUUGGAUCGUUCGUAGUUCUGAAUUAGGGCAUGCUGUCACAACGGAAUUGUGAAGCUCUUCUAACUUCUGCAACGUUCUGAAAUCUUGUUAAGAACACCCAAACUCUUUUGCCGUUUCUUAAUCUUGGCAAGUUCAUGGAGUAAACUGAGAAUUAUAUGAAACACAAUCAAACCAUACAACUCCAUAAGACAUAACAAUUAAGCAACUCCCCAGAGACAUGCAACAUUUUUGGAACAAAACGUAACAAAAUAGUAGCGUUGAUACGGUGAUGUGUAUUUGCAAAAAGCAAUAUUAUUUCCUUCAAUAAAGAAUAUUCAUCCUGCUCUAACCGAGAAAUAAUCUACUCAGUCUGUUUGAACCCAUUAAAAACAUAAAAAAUUAGGCUAUUUAAGAAUACGAAAAAUUUAAGCGCCUGCCUUCCAUGGUCAGUCUUUCAUGUACAUUUAAGUUUGCAAAGACCUAAUAUUAAAUACUUGCAUAAUUUCGAACGUUCAUAUUUCAGGAAACAAUGAGCUAAGACUUACAUGUAAGAUGUCUAAAUCUACGCAUAUCCCUUACAAACCUUAACGAUAAUUCGCUGAAAUACAAGUUAGCCUAAUAUGUCAUUAAGCAAACAAACGCUGGAGUAGGGUGAGGCGGUUUCUACAAAAAACCGAAAACCGAAAACCGACCAAAAAAACCCGAAAAAACCGAGUGAACCGGUUUUUUAAAAGAAUACGUUCGAAAAUCGAAACUAAGGUCAAAAAGACACAACACGCUACUCAGUACUCACACAAGACUUCGGUUUAAAAAACAAUUAUAUUAACCCUUGCUACGAAGUAUAAAAGGAACAUGCAGUGUACAAGAUAUAAUUUUUACAAUAAACUAUGUACAAAUAUUGAAAUAUUGCGUAAACCACUAUAAGUUCUCCGCCAAGAAAACAAGUUUGUCAACUUUCUCCGGUUUAAGUUGUGCUCGUGCCGGCGUGCUAACUUGCCCCGCUUUACUGAAAAGUCUCUCCGACGGCGAACUGCUUGCUUGGAUGGCAAGAUACCUUCUCGAUAACUGGCAGAGCAACGGUAGUUCCUUUGCAUUUAAUUUCCACCAUUGAAGUGGAUCGUCAUCUCCGUCUAUCACUGGGAAUGCCGAGAUAUAGCGGUCAAUCUCUUUGGAUAGACGGCUACGCGGGGAUGCAGCGGGCUUUUUUCGGUUUUUCCGGGUUUUUCGGUUUUCCGGUUUUUCUCCAAAAGUAACAUCGAGUAAUUCGGUUGUAAAAAAAAUCGGUUUUUUCCGGUUUACCGAAAAACCGCAUCACCCUACGCUGGAGUUAAUAUUUGAUAUGCCGAUUUUCGCUAAUUUUAGACACAUUCCAAAAUAUGCUCCCCAUUUUUAACAUUAAUAUAUCCGUGAAUUUUUAAGUUAAAUACAACUGUAAUAUAUCAAAAUCUAAGUUAGUCCUUCCUCUAUUUAAUGCAAGUUAUUUCUCUUUAAAAACUUUACUUGUUUAGAAGUUAUUACGAAUCAAACAGGAGUACUUUUUUUUGGGCCACCCGGUAUCAAGGCGAGUUUUAUUAAUGUAAAUAACAUCAAAUUAUUGUUUUUGCAAAUAUAACCGAAAUUGAUCUAGGACAAGGUGCUUGACUAAACUUUUGGCAAUUGCGAAGCCUUUUAAUUUUGUUAAAUCGUCAGCCUAAAUCUUGAUCAUAGCACAUCAAUUAAAUUCAUUGUGUAUAUAAUAGAACAUUGUUAAUUUAAAGACUAAUUAGUGCUUCAAUUAUUUUCUAGAAAUGUUGGAGAAUUUUACAAUGGCAAACGGACACUGCCCGUCUUCGAUUGGAACCCAAAAGCAAAAACGCCGAUCGAGAUAUUCCAUAUAUUGAUGAAGCCUACAGAGGACUUAGCCGCGUGUAAAAUUGUUCCUAGUUUGAUAUCGCACAACGUAUGCUUUCUUUUGGAUGUGAGAAACCUAGCAUCAAAAAAUGAUUGGAAAUCUGACGACAUGGGCUCAUGGAAGACCUAG